UGAAGAGGCGCCCAGCCUGCCGCCAUUUUAGGUCUCGAGGUGCGGCGCCUAAGAGAGUUAGCGCGCAGGCGGGCUCAGCCCUGGCGCGGGGCGGGCCCCGCCUCCGGGGUGCCUGGAGCCCGCCCCCCGCCCAGGCUCCGCCUUCCCCCACGUGUCUGCGGCCGAGGGGAGGCGCCUGAGCCGGAGCGGGCUCUCCACCGGUCUGGCCCGGUGCUCGCCCAGGCUUCUGUCAGCGGCUCCCGGGAGCGGCCCCGGCUGCCGGAUGCUCCGGCCCCGGCUGCGGCGGGCCGGGCUGGACGCUUAGUGCCCGGCUCGUGCCCUGCCCGAAGCGCCCGCGGGGGUGGCAGCGGCCUCCGCCCCGCGGAGACCGAGCGGCUGGAGGACGAGGCGGCGGCCGCGGGGAGGAGGAUGGGGGCUAACCAGUUAGUGGUGCUCAACGUGUACGACAUGUACUGGAUGAAUGAAUACACCUCAUCCAUUGGAAUUGGAGUUUUUCAUUCUGGAAUUGAAGUGUAUGGCAGAGAAUUUGCCUAUGGUGGCCAUCCUUAUCCUUUUUCUGGAAUAUUUGAAAUUUCCCCAGGAAAUGCUUCUGAACUAGGAGAAACAUUUAAAUUUAAAGAAGCUGUUGUUUUAGGGAGUACGGACUUUCUAGAAGACGAUAUAGAAAAAAUUGUAGAAGAGCUGGGGAAAGAGUAUAAAGGCAAUGCCUACCAUUUGAUGCACAAAAACUGCAAUCACUUUUCUUCAGCUUUAUCAGAGAUACUUUGUGGGAAAGAGAUUCCUCGCUGGAUCAACCGACUGGCCUACUUCAGCUCCUGUAUCCCCUUUCUACAGAGUUGCCUCCCGAAGGAGUGGCUCACUCCUGCUGCACUGCAGUCCAGUGUCAGCCAGGAGCUCCAGGAUGAACUGGAAGAAGCAGAGGAUGCAGCCGCUUCCGCAGCCAUGGCAAGUGCUGCAACCGGUGCCAGAACUGGGCGUCACACUAAACUAUGAGCAUCUCCAAAGUCACACCUUCAGAACUGUCUCUGGCAGUUGAAUACCACUAGAGAAAAGAAAACAGAGUAAAUGUCCUUUGGAUAUUUUGUAUGCAAAGAUGGCUCUCCCCCAAAUCCCAGUUUUUCAGCUCAGGAUUAUAUUUGUAAUCAAAAACAAAAACAAAAAAAAAGAAGAAGAAAAAUCACUUGGCACAGAGGGAAAACUUUAUAUGAAGCUGCCCUCUUUUUUUUUUUUUUUUUAAUCCACUUGUAAAUUUGGAUUCACUUCCUCUGUUUUCUACAAGCUCUGUUAAAUUACGUUUACAGUAUUUUGUAUCACUGUUUACAAAUCUUGCAUGGACUUCUGCCACCGUGAAAGAAGAAAAUCUUCAUCUUCAAAAAUUAGGCAGGUCAUCUUUGUACACAUCCUGAAAAUUGCCAGAGCUACAGCAUAAAAAGUAGGCACAUGAAGAAGUACCUACAUGGUUAGUUUCCAUCACCUGCUUAUGAGCUGUGUGUUAGAUUUGUAUUUGUUUUGUUACCAUUUUUGGCACCCAGAUACAGGAAUCCAAACUGGCCUGACAUGAAGGAGCACACACAUAGCCCAAGGGUUUGGGGCCCUGGGUCAGUUCCUCUCCACCCCUUCCUAUUCUGAGUAGCACAUUUCCCAAGGUGCCCGUGGAGCAGCUGGUUUUCAUCCCAAAUAUGCCCACCUCAGCAGGGUGGUAUUCUUGUAUCUGCUGGCUUGAUGCCUCAAUUCUAUACUGAAGAUGUUUUUAUGGAAGACACUCUUAUUAACUGACAAGUGUUUUUGCACACGUGUUGGGGGAGGGGCUUCACUUUUAUUUUAAUACAUACUAAACUCCCUGCACAGGAUGUUUUGGUGGAGUGGGAGUAUCCUAACUUAGCUUCCUGAGCAGCAGUACAAACUGACAUUAAACUGCUUUUUAACUCGUCGGGCUACCUUUUAUACUAGACAUUGAAAACUAGAGUCUAAAGAAACACACACCCCAAAGGUAAUUCUUUAAUAUUUAAUACUUUGUGUACACCAUAUCAGAAAUGGCUUGUUGGAGUUUAUUAGUUCAUGAUGAGAAUAGUUUCGCCUCCUAAUAGAAAUUCUAUUUUCAUUGCUCUCGUUGAAAAAUCAUAUUUUUAUGUGUCUUAAAUUCAUCUUUUUAUGUUCUCUCAAAUGUGUGUCUCAUACAUAACAUAAUCUUAGGAAUGAAGUUGUUGCUACAGCUAAGUCUUCUUUAGGAAGGAAGUUGUCUGCUAGAAUCUACCCUCAGUUGACCCUUGGAUGUAAGAACCAAUCAUUACAUGUCACAAUCAAUGUUCUGCCUUAAGAGUGAGUGUCCUGUGUAAAGUAGUGGAUGCAGCAUAGAAACAUCCAAGGCACUGACUGCAGCUUUAGGUACUUCAUUAUUUGAAAAUCAACAUUUCUCUAUGUGAGGAUACAUAUCUUUGAGUAAAUUACAUCUUUAACUUUUCCAUGAGCUGAUUUUGAUUGACACUUAACAUAAGCACACCCUCUUUAGGGAAAGUAAACCUUGGGUUAUAAACUCUGGCCUAAGGAAAAUGAAGCCACUUUGUGCUGUUUGACUGUUCUGUUUCCAGAGGAGAAAGCCGUUGCAAGUUACUCUGCUCCAUGAGAGGCAGAGCAUGUGUUUCAGGAACCAUGCAGCAGGACAGAAUAUGCGGUCUUUAUGAAGAGUUGACUUGGUUCAGGUCUGAAAAUGAGACUUAGGACAAAACACUAAUGCUCUCCAGGAGGUUGUUCACUAAAAGAAGAGCCCUAGCCCUCAAGCCCAGGUUAGUAGGAAAUGCUUGGUACAGUUGACUUGGGGUUUUUUUAUUUAUUAAUAAUGUGGAUCAUGGUGUUUUGUAACCCUUUGAAAUAUAAAUGUUUUGAAUCUGCUGUUGACUGAAGGGAAUGGCCCCUCAGACAUUUCUGGGUAAAAAGCCAGGAACAGCUCCUCAGUGCUCGCCCAUAUUUCAGCAGCUCAACACACAAGUAACUUUCUGUCCUCACGUCUGUCUGUAGCAUUUGAAGUUUGAAGGGGUAUAAAGGUCUUCUGGGAAAUAAACAGUGCCUGCUCCAGUUAUCUGAAAAUCAGCAGGUCAAGUUCUGGACAUGAGAUUCCUUGCAGUCUAGUGUACCUGAGGUUGAAAGAGAAAGAAAAAUCUCAGUCAGUGAGGACCUUCUCUACAGUGCAAGUUAAGAGUAGGUUAAAUUAAUUUUGCUUUUCUUGCCCUUGGAAGAAAGCAAUCUUGUUCUCAAUCAGAACUAAGAAGAAAAAAUCCCAAGUCACAACUCUGGUCAUGAAUUUACAUGUGAUCCAUGGAGUCAAAUACAGCAUCUGUAGUGUAACCAAGUGAGACCAUCUCUACUGGUAGGUUGAACAGUAAUAGCGGUAAAAGAUCAGACAGCUCGUUUCUGGUACUCGUUUCUAAGUACGAUUGAGGGCAUCAGCUUCAGAAGUGUAACAUGGGGCUGUAGAAGGUGGUGAUUGUUCUAGAGCACCUCCAGGCCUGAACUCCAGCCAACUAUUGCUCUGACUCACAGCAAUAGCAUACUUACCCAUCACCAGCAUCUUACAGAGCAGGGAAUUCCAGGUUUAGUCCGUUGAUAGCCUUGUGUGUGUGUGUAGAGAUUAGGCACCACGGACAGCUGCAGAACUCUGUUUCCAUGGCUGCUUCUAUCACAAGACGGGUAGAAACGCGUUCACUGCUUCAGGGCUCCAACCCCGUGUUGUUUUCUUGCUCCACUAGGUAUUUCCUGUAGCUUUGCUGUAUGCUGUGUUUGCUCCAAGUGACUAAUUUAAAGUUAGUUUUGUCCGCAGUUGGCCAUCCUGCCAUUACGUCCCAUUCUUGUCAGUCUGGUUUGAGUGUAGCUCAUUGUUAGACUGUCAUUGUCUGCUCAGUCUAUCCACACACAUCUCCACUGUCAACAGGUGGACAGCUGUCAAUGACUCCUCAUGAACCUGAAGAGAAUUCUUGUGAAGUUGAAUGCAAGUGUACUGUCAUUCACAGUGUUUAUAAACACCAGGAACCUUCACUUUUGCUACCUUGAUAUAGCAUUGGGUUAUCUAUCAUGUUACAACAUUGAAUACAUCAAUUUAUUAAAAACUACUUUUAUAAGAAA
Peromyscus leucopus (white-footed mouse) is the source of this 4116-nucleotide messenger RNA. It is a transcript of the gene Desi2, whose product is annotated as desumoylating isopeptidase 2. Bases 409 to 993 code for a protein of 194 amino acids. The record is from RefSeq and is a predicted model, not a curated record. Lineage: Eukaryota; Metazoa; Chordata; Mammalia; Rodentia; Cricetidae. Gene Ontology annotation, molecular function: deubiquitinase activity. The transcript is spliced from 5 exons. Gene Ontology annotation, biological process: protein deubiquitination.